This is a messenger RNA of Stylophora pistillata, 1618 nucleotides long. Its product is annotated as nucleoporin NUP35. Gene Ontology annotation, cellular component: nuclear pore central transport channel; nuclear membrane; nuclear pore nuclear basket. Gene Ontology annotation, molecular function: structural constituent of nuclear pore; phospholipid binding; nucleic acid binding. Gene Ontology annotation, biological process: NLS-bearing protein import into nucleus; nuclear pore organization. The record is from RefSeq and is a predicted model, not a curated record. NCBI's taxonomy places the organism in Eukaryota, Metazoa, Cnidaria, Anthozoa, Scleractinia, Pocilloporidae.
UUUAGAGCGAAACGGAAUCUUGUUCGAUUUUCAGGAAGGAGCAAACUCACCAUGGAUCAUCAAGUUCACGAACAUAACAUGAGUUCUCCGUCCUCUCCUGGUUAUUUGCCGCAGUAUCUCCUCGGCGGGAAUUCACCGGCUGCUUCGCCCUUCCCAAGAGGAAGACCUUUGGCUGGCUCUUCUCUAGGAUCAUACAAUGGAAGCCCUGGUCAGUCAGGAACAUUUUCAUCACCAAGACAGUACCAGCAUCAAUUUGGAACACCACUUAGAUCUCAAGGACUUGGAAACAAAUUAGAAAGGACGCCUGCAAGAUCAACCACUGUGGGUUGCACAACUAAAGAUUCUGUCAGUGCACCUCCUGUUGAGGGACUUUAUGAUGCGAGAAGUUCAGAUUUCACCAAUUCUCCUUUCAACAGAGAACAGCCAAUGGAUGUGACCAUGGCCACUGCUGUAAUGACAUCUGUUAGAAAGAGUUGUGGUCAUUCUACUCCAGGCAGUAAUGUCACUAUGUCUGGUUUAGAUUCACAACAUUUCAGUCCUCAGCAUGGCCCAGUGUCUUCACCAACACAGACUGAUCCAUUCUACACUCAAGGGAUGGCGAUAUCAAGUGAUGACAUACUGGAUGAGUGCUGGGUCACAGUAUUUGGUUUCCCACCGCCUGCCUCCUCAUUUAUCCUGCAACAAUUUUCUCAAUAUGGUAACAUCAUAAAAAGUGUGACAUCUAAAGGGAACUGGUUGCAUCUUCAGUAUCAGUCAAAACUUCAAGCCAAAAAGGCUCUCAGUAAAAAUGGAAAGAUAUAUGGUAGUGACAUCAUGGUUGGUGUUGUGCCUUGUAUUGACAAGAGUGUGAUGGAAACUUUUAGGAAAGAGAAUAUAAGCACACCAUCAACGACAAAUAGGAAUGAAACCAUGGUAACAUCUACGACAUCGAGUAAACCUGUCCCUGUGCGACCGUUGACUGCUGCUUACCAAGCUGCUCGAAGUGACCAUCGGGUUGUCCCAGAUGGAGCCAGGACUCCUCAGAAAGAAGCAAAUAUUUUCUCUAAAGCAAUGGAGUAUAUAUUUGGCUGGUGAAUAAAUGGACCGUAAAUUCAGCAUAAAAAUUAUCUGUUUCACCUAAAAUUAUUUCAAAAUUUGCAGUGCAUGUGAAACUACUCGUGAAUAGAAAUGAUACUUUUGUUAUGGGAAGCCAAACUAAUCUUAGAGCUUUGAAAGAAAAAUAUAAAGAUCCCUGGAAUAAAGAACAAAGUAAUGCAUACAUUUUUGCCUUGACGUGGUUUGAGGACAUUCUUUGGAACAGUCGUGAAAAAGAACAGAAAUGAUAAAUUUUCAUCUAAACUGGCGUGUGCUGAAGGUAAAUGUUAAAUUUACAGAUGAACACAAGUCCAGAAAAGGGAUCCUGGAACGAACCUUUCCUGUGUAAGCAUGGAUGUUUAUUUUGCAAUGUUUCUUAGAAUACUGCCAUUGUUGAAGUUGAAGUCAAUUAUUCAGAUGUAUGAUUAUAGACUUUUCUUCUGUUGUGAUGAAUGUGCAACUUUUUGUGCUGACCCAGGUAUUGUGAGGAAGACUUUUUUCUUAGUAAUAGCAGCAAAUAAAAUAUUUUUUACAAAGCCUCUAA